Colletotrichum karsti is the source of this 1446-nucleotide messenger RNA. Its product is annotated as xenobiotic compound. The record is from RefSeq and is a predicted model, not a curated record. The transcript is spliced from 7 exons. NCBI's taxonomy places the organism in Eukaryota, Fungi, Ascomycota, Sordariomycetes, Glomerellales, Glomerellaceae. Gene Ontology annotation, molecular function: oxidoreductase activity, acting on paired donors, with incorporation or reduction of molecular oxygen; monooxygenase activity. The coding region runs from base 1 to 1446 and encodes 481 amino acids.
AUGACCGACGCGAAUGGUACCGGAAAGGCGAAGAAGAGCCUAGUGCUCAAUGCCUUCGUGGAGAUGUGCAGCGGACAUCAGUCUCCUGGACUCUGGAGGCAUCCGGAUGACCAAUCGUGGCGAUUCAAAGAGAUCAGUCACUGGGUAGAGUUGGCGAAGCUUCUCGAGGACGCCAAGUUCCACGGCAUCUUCAUCGCCGACGUACUGGGCGGUUAUGAUGUAUACUCGCAAUCGCUAGAUCCUGCCAAGAUCUCCGGAGCUCAAUGGCCUGUCAACGAACCUCUCGCGCCCAUCUCCGCCAUGGCUGCGGUGACGAAGAGCAUCGGCUUCGGUGUGACGGUGUCGACAACGUAUGAGCAGCCGUACCACCUGGCGAGACGCUUGUCCACGGUAGAUCAUCUCACCAACGGCCGUCUCGGAUGGAACAUCGUGACGAGCUACUUGGACUCCGCGGCCAAGAAUAUGGGCCUCGCCCAGCAGCCCCAGCACGACGACAGGUACGCCCAAGCCGAGGAGUACAUCAAAGUGAUGUACAAGCUCUUCGAGUCUUCCUGGCGCGACGACGCCGUCAAGCUCGACCGUAAGACGGGCGUCUACACCCAGCCCGACCUCGUCCGCAAGAUCGACCACAACGGCCGCUUCUUCAACGUGCCCGGUCCUCACAUCGUCCAGCCCUCCCCGCAGCGCACGCCGCUCCUCCUGCAGGCCGGCACCUCCAAGGCCGGGAAGCAGUUCGCGGCGCAGCACGCCGAGGCCAUCUUCGUCUCGGCGCACGCCCCCGCCGUGUGCGCGAAGAACAUUGCCGAGAUCAGGGAGCUCGCGCGCACUCAGUACGGGCGCGACGGCAACGACAUCAAGGUGCUCGCGCUCGUGACGCCGAUCCUCGGGAAGACGGAGGAGGAGGCGCAGGCGAAGCUGGCGGAGUACCGCAAGUACGCGUCGCACGAGGGCGCGCUGGCGCUGUUCGGCGGGUGGACGGGCAUGGACCUGAGCAAGUACGGCGACGAGGAGGAGCUGCGCGAGGUCGAGAGCAACGCGGUCCGGUCCACGGUUGAGGGUUACGCGAGGUUCUCGCCUGGCACGGCCAAGUGGACGAAGCAUACCAUUGCGGAGCACGUCAGCAUCGGCGGCAACGGGCCGAUCUUUGUCGGUACCGCGGCGCAGGUGGCUGACGGGUUGGAGACGUGGAUUGAGGAGGCCGAUGUCGACGGCUUCAACUUUGCGUACGCACUGUUCCCGCAGUCGUUCAAGGACAUCAUCGACCUUCUCAUCCCUGAGUUGCGGCGCCGUGGGCUGUUCUGGGAUGAUUACGCUGUACCGGGCGGCACGUACAGAGAGAACUUCUACCGCAAGAAGGGCCAGUCCGGGCCGUUGGACGAGCACGUGGCCGCAUCGUACCGGUGGAAGGCGGGUGUUUCGGCUGAAGAGGCGAAGAUUCCGGAGUAG